Molecule: messenger RNA, 1071 nt
Organism: Ilex paraguariensis (yerba mate)
Lineage: Eukaryota; Viridiplantae; Streptophyta; Magnoliopsida; Aquifoliales; Aquifoliaceae
Source: the annotation of a GenBank genome assembly
AUGGCGUCGGAGGAUGUGGUAGGGAAGAGAAGCGAGAGUGCGGUGUCUACUAUCGUAAAUCUGGCGGGAGAAGCAAAGAUUGCUAGUGAAGGAGUCAAGGCUCCUAGUCAUGCCGUACUCAGCAUCUGCAAAUCUCUCUUCGCCGGAGGCGUAGCCGGUGGAGUAUCACGAACUGCUGUGGCUCCAUUAGAACGGUUGAAAAUUUUGCUACAGGUUCAGAAUCCUCAUAAUAUAAAAUACAGUGGAACAGUUCAGGGAUUGAAAUACAUAUGGAGAACUGAGGGGUUUCGAGGGUUGUUCAAAGGCAAUGGCACUAAUUGCGCUCGCAUUGUCCCAAACUCAGCUGUCAAGUUCUUUAGCUAUGAGGAAGCAUCCAAGAGAAUCUUAUGGCUAUACCGGCAGCAACCUGGAAAAGAGGAUGCUGAACUUACUCCGCUUUUACGCCUUGGAGCUGGAGCAUGUGCUGGAAUCAUUGCCAUGUCAGCAACUUACCCAAUGGACAUGGUACGAGGUCGGCUUACUGUACAGACAGAGAAUUCCCCUCGCCAGUAUAGAGGAAUUUUCCAUGCUCUCACAACAGUUUUCCGUGAAGAAGGCCCUCGUGCUUUAUACAAGGGAUGGCUUCCAUCUGUCAUAGGAGUUAUUCCAUAUGUGGGUCUCAACUUUGCUGUAUAUGAAUCUUUAAAAGAUUGGUUGAUCAAAACUAGACCUUUUGGACUAGAUGAAGGUUCGGAGUUGAGUGUGACAACAAAGCUUGCAUGUGGGGCUGCUGCUGGAACCGUUGGCCAGACAGUUGCUUACCCUCUUGAUGUCAUCCGUCGAAGAAUGCAGAUGGUUGGCUGGAAAGACGCUGCUUCAGUUGUUACUGGUGAUGGGAAGAGCAAGGCCCCACUCGAAUAUACUGGUAUGAUUGAUGCAUUCAGAAAAACAGUUCGCCAUGAGGGAUUCGGAGCUUUGUACAAGGGUUUGGUCCCCAAUUCGGUGAAGGUGGUCCCAUCGAUAGCAAUUGCAUUUGUGACAUAUGAGGUGGUAAAAGACAUUCUUGGAGUUGAGAUGAGGAUAUCUGAUUGA